Molecule: messenger RNA, 3337 nt
Organism: Marchantia polymorpha subsp. ruderalis
Lineage: Eukaryota; Viridiplantae; Streptophyta; Marchantiopsida; Marchantiales; Marchantiaceae
Source: the annotation of a GenBank genome assembly
AAUACGAAGCGCAUCGAAGCACCGGCGUCGUCGAAACAGCAGUGGUCACAGAAACGCGAAGGUCGCCGGGCAGCGUAACCGGCGCCGACGUCGCUUUUUAUAGCCGGCGCCUUCGCAGUCACGAAGCGGUUCCCCGGAAACAAAGGGCGACAUGAGACUCCGGGCGAGCGGCGGAAGUCGCGAGACGGAGUGACGGACGAGGAUCCGUCCAUGGUCGCGGAAGGAGAUCUCGCGACGUCGCGCGCGACGGAGGCCAAUGAGAGGGAGAGCGAGAGCGAGAGAUUCGUCGUCGUCGUGUUCUUCUUCUUCUGCUUCUUUUUCUUCGUCGUCGUCGUCAUCAGGAGGAAGAAAUUGCGGAGAAUUUGGGCAGAGAGGUGCUGGGCCCGGGAGGAGAGGAGGGCGAUUGCGAGGAGGGCUGCGACGAUCGGCAUCGGGGCGGGCAAAGAGUGAUGUCAAGCGGACGAGGGGGGAGAAUGUGCGAGCGCGGUGACAGCUUCGCAAUCAAGAUAAAGAGGCGCAGGAGAAGAAGAAGCAGAAGCAGAAGCAGAAGCAUCCGCAGCACCAUCCGGACAAGAUCUGACGACGUGUCGAGCUCAUUAUUCUCCUGCGCCUUCGAUCUUUCCUCUUCCGGUUCGCGCGAGCUCACGAGGCCCAUCGUCCUCGCGGCCCGGCCCUCGCCGGGAGCCUCCCGCACUUCCAAUUCGGGACGUGAAGCGACAGGCGUCCAGCUGUUGUCGCCCGCCUGCGAGAGUUCCGACCGACCACGACAAAUAAAAAUGGUUUAAGAAGAGAUGUCAGUCACCUUCAAGUGGCCUAGGCACGGGGCUGGAUUCAUCGAAACAGAUCACAUAUUUAAAACUUUAGGUCUCUCAGUUGCAGAUCAACUUCAGUACGAAUUGCGGAAUAUUUCUCGCUUUCGACAUACCUCGAUGAAAACCGGCAAGCGAAGGAGAAGAGCGCUCAGUUGUAGCUGAUUGUGUAGCUUAUCUGGACACUCACUUUGACCUUCAGCAACGAGGAUGGCAGGUGUUGGUGAUCUCGGAUCUAAUGCCUCCAGAGUGGCAAGCACUGCUGCCGAACUUUGUUCAUUGAUUGGUGCGGGCUGGGACUGCUGGGGAAUAUCAACACCUACUGGUUACUUACUUGAAGUAUUUGAGUUUUCUCAGGAUAACACAACACGUAAGAGAGAAAGUUGUUCCAGUUACCUUCUCCUUCCAGGAGAAAAUGUCUGGAGAUAUCAGACUCGAGGAGUGCUCUAUGCCCUCGGUCUUGUUUUUUGCUUUAUUGGAUUGGCAACCAUCACCGCCUUAUAUAUGAGGGCUAUGGAGAUGAUUGUCAAGCAGACGAGAAAGGUCAGCAGAAAGAACCCAGUGACUGGAAUUGUAGAAGUUCAACAUGAGAAGAUAUGGAAUUCUACAGUAGCAGAUAUAACGCUGCUUGCGCUGGGCACAAGUUCGCCCCAAAUUUCCCUCGCAAUCAUAGACUCCAUACAACAUUUAGGUGACCUGUAUAUUGAAGGGCUCGGCCCAGGUACUCUAGUAGGUUCCGCUGCAUUCAACCUUCUUCCAACGUUGGCUAUCUGUGUUCUCGUACCUGUGGGCGGUACUGUAAAACGCAUAGAGAAAACUCGCGUUUUUGCUGUGGAGCUCACUUGGUCCAUCUGGGCUUACAUUUGGCUAUAUAUCAUGCUCAAGGUAUCAUCGCCAGACGAAGUCUCUUUAUGGGAGGCACUCUUGACAGUCCUGCAGUUCCCGUUGCUGAUACUGCAUGCGUAUGCAGAGGACAGAAAUUGCCCUUAUAUUUCGAUUUCCUUCUGGACUCGAAAGGUGCUAAAUUGGGCACAAGAAACAGGGGGAAAUGAUCUCAAGCAAAAUCAAAAUUUUUCUCCUGAUGAUUCUUAUGAUGAUUCUGGAUGGGAGGACAAGUUCAAGAAAGUGUUUGGGUGGCUCCAGUACAGGAACGUUGCUACUUCCAAGCAUCCGGUAGGCAAUGGCCACCACGAACUUGGAGAAUUGACUUAUGAGACAUCGUUGUCUUUCAGUUCUCGAGAUGACGACCGAGUCGAGUCUCCUUCUGCCAACCAGCCUCAGCUGACCGGUAACAUACAGACGAACCCUUCCGACAGCGUAUUUUUACAUGACAACUACCUCAUGUCUGAGGCAGGGCCCGAACAAGAAAUUUCUGUGAGGGAGCAAUGGAGGUCACAGCUCCACACUGCGAUGACGGUAAAAGUUUUGCGAGACGAGAACGGGAAAGAAAUUGUACCUCCAUUUACACAGUUACUCUGGCACAUGAUCACUUUUUUUUGGCGGGUCCUUUUCGCCUUCAUCCCACCUACAUCGUUCGGACACGGUUGGCCUGCUUUCUUUUGCGCACUUAUAUGCAUCGCCGGCAUAUCAACGUUCACAAUACAACUCGCCAAUCUUUUCGGAUGCGUAAGUGGAAUUAAUAGAUACGCCAUAUCCAUCAUAGUUUUAGCAAGCGGCAGUUCAUUUCCGGAUCUCAUAGCCAGCAAAAUAGCUGUAGAACGUGGUAAUACAGCUGAUUCAGGAAUCGCCAACAUCAACACAAGCAACUGCAUCAAUGUUUUUGUAGGAAUUGGAGUGCCUUGGCUGUUACAAGUCUGCUACAAUCGGAUCAAAUACGGGCAGGGUCUUGGGACCGAAACGAAGGGCCUUAGUUUCUCAGUAACGGUCUACUUCGCUGUAUUUACCUUAUGCUGGCUCUGGGUCUUCUUUAGAAGAUACCACUUCGGUGGAGAGCUAGGUGGGCCCCGGAAUUGGGCUCGAGCAUCCUCUGCUUUCUUCCUUUCACUGUGGGUGCUAUUUGUUUUACUAUCUUGUCUCAGAGUGUACAACUUAAUAUAGAGGACAUAUUUUUUUCACACAGAAUAUCCACAUAUCGAUCAAUUGGGUAAACAUAGCAGUCAUUCUUUGUACUCAUUGUCGUGGACAAACAGCAGAUGAAACCAGGAAGGUAGUCUGCUGUCAUCGUCCUUUCUUUUGAGUAUGCAACCAUUCUUUCUUCUGAAGUAUUCGCUCCGUCUCGCCAUGAUUGUCAGAUUCUUGUAAGUAAAGGUGCUGGAAAGGGUGUUUGUUAUUUAGUGCACAUAUGUCACCUUCAGACUUGUCAACAGCAAGGCUGACAUAAAUGUUUUUCUCUGACGUCGUACUUUAUCGGAGUUACGACUCGACAGAAGGUAGCUCUAAGUCUGUCAGCUAAGAAGUAUGUGUCCCUCAUGCCCUCAGCCGACCCAGAGGAUCACUCGAACGAAGAGAAGUUUGUAAUGGCAAUCUCAGGCGUUACGGUUUUCGUCCGUGGACGUGCGGUCCUUGUG